This is a messenger RNA of Aureobasidium pullulans EXF-150, 1593 nucleotides long. RefSeq names its product gaba permease. Gene Ontology annotation, molecular function: transmembrane transporter activity. Gene Ontology annotation, cellular component: membrane. Lineage: Eukaryota; Fungi; Ascomycota; Dothideomycetes; Dothideales; Saccotheciaceae. The transcript is spliced from 5 exons. The record is from RefSeq and is a predicted model, not a curated record. Bases 1 to 1593 code for a protein of 530 amino acids. Gene Ontology annotation, biological process: transmembrane transport.
AUGGCUACUGCUGCUGAAGCCGAUCUAGCCCGUAUGGGCUACAAAUCAGAGUUGCCUAGAAGUUUGAGCAUGAUGAGUGUUUUAGGACUCUCAUUUGCGAUCAUGGCUGUACCCUUUGGCUUAAGUACAACAUUUUACAUCACACUAGCGGAUGGUCAAAGUGUGACAAUUCUCUGGGGAUGGGUUCUAGUGUCCUUGAUAUCUUUAUCAAUCGCAGCAUCUUUGGCUGAAAUCUGUGCUGUUUUCCCUACUGCUGGUGGUGUCUACUAUUGGGCGGCUAUGCUGAGUACGAAGAAGUAUGCUCGAUUGAGUUCUUGGAUCACUGGCUGGUUGACUUUGGUCGGUAAUUGGACUGUCACGACUAGUAUCAACUUCUCUGGUGCGCAAUUGAUCCUCAGUGCUAUCAGUCUUUGGAAUGAGGAUUUUGUACCGAACGCUUGGCAGACGGUGUUGAUGUUCUGGUGUGUCAUGCUCAUUUGCAUGAGCGUCAAUAUUUUCGCGGCCAAAUAUCUCGACUUGAUCAACAAGAUCUGUAUUUAUUGGACGGGUGCGAGUGUAAUCAUCAUCAUGGUGGUUCUGCUUGCCAUGUCAGAUAACUACAGAAGUGGAGAAUUCGUCUUCGCCCAUUACGAUGCCAGUGGUAGUGGUUGGCCGAGUGGUUGGGCUUUCUUUGUGGGCCUUCUGCAGGCAUCUUAUACAUUGACCGGUUAUGGCAUGGUUGCAGCCAUGUGUGAGGAAGUCCAGAACCCUGCUCGCGAGGUGCCCAAAGCUAUCGUCCUCUCUGUUGCUGCUGCAGGUGUCACCGGUGUUCUGUAUCUGAUCCCGAUUCUCUUCGUUCUGCCAGAUAUCCAGAUGCUCCUAGACGUCGCCAAUGGUCAACCUAUUGGUCUUCUUUUCAAGACCGUCACAGGCUCAGCUGCUGGUGGCUUCGGAUUGCUAUUCCUUCUCCUUGGUAUCCUCUUCUUCGCUGGAACCGGUGCUUUGACGGCCGCAAGUCGCUGCACGUACGCAUUUGCUCGUGAUGGUGCAAUUCCUGGAUCCAGCAUCUGGUCCCGUGUUGACAAACGUUUCGAUAUUCCUCUCUGGGCUCUGGUAUUGUCCACUGUGGUCGACUGCUUGUUGGGCCUGAUCUACUUUGGUAGCACAGCGGCUUUCAACUCCUUCACUGGUGUGGCGACUAUUUGCCUUUCAACCUCCUACGGGCUUCCCAUUCUCGUCAGUGUCCUCCGCGGACGUAAGAUGGUCGCUCAUUCCUCUUUCUCUCUGGGUCGUUUCGGAAUGGCCAUCAACGUGCUCACGCUAUGCUGGAUUGCUUUGGCUGUUAUUCUGUUCUGCAUGCCGGUCACUCUCCCUGUCGAUCCUACCAGCAUGAACUACGCCUCCGUCGUUUUCGCAGGCUUUGCUGCUAUUAGUGUGGCGUGGUACUUCAUCCGUGGACGCAAGGCGUUCACUGGGCCACCGGUACCUGCUGAUGUUGAUGUGAGCAGUGACGUUGGUGUUGUCAGAGGCCAGGCUGUAGAUUCGGAUCUGGAGAAGUCUACCAGUGCUGUGCACAGAAAGGUGGCUGAUGAACCGCCAAAGGAUAUGAUGUGA